CAGAAGGCUGUGCGUGCCUGCGCCGCCUCCGGGAUCCUCCGAGCGAGCGCGUGAGCGGCCGCCUGCAGCUCGGUCAUGGCGCUUCACGUCCCCAAGGCCCCGGGCUUUGCCCAGAUGCUCAAGGAGGGAGCGAAACAUUUUUCAGGAUUAGAAGAAGCUGUAUACAGGAACAUACAGGCUUGCAAGGAGCUUGCCCAAACGACUCGUACAGCAUAUGGGCCAAAUGGGAUGAACAAAAUGGUUAUCAAUCAUCUGGAGAAGUUGUUUGUGACAAAUGAUGCGGCAACCAUUUUAAGAGAGCUGGAAGUACAGCAUCCUGCUGCAAAAAUGAUAGUGAUGGCUUCUCACAUGCAAGAGCAAGAGGUUGGAGAUGGCACAAACUUUGUUCUAGUAUUUGCUGGAGCUCUUCUGGAAUUAGCUGAAGAGCUUCUGAGAAUUGGCCUGUCAGUUUCUGAGGUCAUAGAAGGUUAUGAAAUAGCCUGCAGAAAAGCCCAUGAGAUUCUUCCUGAUUUGGUGUGUUGUUCUGCAAAAAAUCUUAGAGAUGCUGAGGAAGUAUCAUCUCUACUUCAUACCUCCAUAAUGAGUAAACAGUAUGGUAAUGAAGUGUUUCUGGCCAAGCUUAUUGCUCAGGCAUGUGUGUCUAUUUUUCCUGAUUCCGGCCAUUUCAAUGUUGAUAACAUCAGAGUUUGUAAAAUCCUGGGCUCUGGUGUCCAUUCCUCUUCGGUGUUGCAUGGCAUGGUUUUUAAGAAGGAAACUGAAGGUGAUGUGACAUCUGUCAAAGAUGCAAAAAUAGCAGUGUACUCUUGUCCUUUUGAUGGUAUGAUAACAGAAACUAAGGGAACGGUAUUGAUAAAGACUGCUGAAGAACUGAUGAAUUUUAGUAAGGGAGAAGAAAAUCUAAUGGAUGCACAAGUCAAAGCUAUUGCUGAUACUGGUGCAAAUGUCAUAGUAACAGGUGGCAAAGUGGCAGACAUGGCUCUUCAUUAUGCUAACAAAUACAACAUCAUGCUGGUGAGGCUAAACUCAAAGUGGGAUCUCCGAAGACUAUGUAAAACAGUUAGUGCUACAGCUCUUCCUAGAUUGACUCCUCCUGUCCUUGAAGAAAUGGGACAUUGUGACAGUGUUUACCUCUCAGAAGUUGGGGAUACACAGGUGGUGGUUUUUAAGCAUGAAAAGGAAGAUGGUGCCAUUUCUACCAUAGUGCUGCGAGGCUCUACAGACAAUCUGAUGGACGACAUAGAAAGGGCAGUCGAUGACGGUGUUAACACUUUCAAAGUUCUUACAAGGGAUAAACGUCUGGUACCUGGAGGUGGAGCCACAGAAAUUGAAUUAGCCAAACAAAUUACAUCAUAUGGAGAGACGUGUCCUGGACUUGAACAGUAUGCCAUUAAGAAAUUUGCUGAGGCAUUUGAAGCUAUUCCCCGGGCACUGGCAGAAAAUUCUGGUGUUAAAGCCAAUGAAGUGAUCUCUAAACUUUAUGCAGUACAUCAAGAAGGAAAUAAAAAUGUUGGAUUGGAUAUUGAGGCCGAAGUUCCUGCUGUAAAGGACAUGUUGGAAGCGGGCAUUCUAGAUACUUACUUGGGGAAAUACUGGGCUAUCAAGCUGGCUACUAAUGCUGCUGUCACUGUACUUAGAGUGGAUCAGAUCAUUAUGGCAAAACCAGCCGGUGGGCCCAAACCUCCCAGUGGGAAGAAGGACUGGGAUGAUGACCAAAAUGACUGAAUGGCUUCAUUUUUACUGUAGGUGAAGGCUGUGUUUGUAGUAUUACUCUAGGAAUUGCCUGAUGUUUUCAUAUUCUCCUUAAAUUAAGAAAUGUUGUGUUUGUAUCCUCGGCUGGAAAAAAUAAACAUGUUGUUACU
Talpa occidentalis (Iberian mole) is the source of this 1859-nucleotide messenger RNA. It is a transcript of the gene CCT8, whose product is annotated as chaperonin containing TCP1 subunit 8. Gene Ontology annotation, cellular component: chaperonin-containing T-complex. Lineage: Eukaryota; Metazoa; Chordata; Mammalia; Eulipotyphla; Talpidae. The record is from RefSeq and is a predicted model, not a curated record. Gene Ontology annotation, molecular function: ATP-dependent protein folding chaperone; ATP binding; ATP hydrolysis activity. Bases 76 to 1722 code for a protein of 548 amino acids. The transcript is spliced from 15 exons. Gene Ontology annotation, biological process: protein folding.